This is a messenger RNA of Arctia plantaginis, 408 nucleotides long. The record is from the annotation of a GenBank genome assembly. Lineage: Eukaryota; Metazoa; Arthropoda; Insecta; Lepidoptera; Erebidae.
AUGAAGAAAAUGUCAAUGGCCCUGAUCCCGCUCAUCUUCCAAGUCGGAGCUACCUCCACGUGGAUGAUCCUGACCAGCAUCAUGGCUGUCAAGUCGGUUGCUAUAGGGUUCAUUUUACUCGUGUUCAAAAUUGCCGUCAGCUCGGCCAAGGUGGCAUCAUUCUUUACUUCGUUGAAGGCUAAAAAUAAUCAUCAACCCGACUGGUCCUGGUCUCCACAUUUUGAUCAUCACGGUCAUGUUCGAAGUCUUACUGAUGUAGGUUCAUACUUCCCUGCGUCAUGGAAUUCCUACGCUCUAGAAGCUAACGACAUCUCUGGACCCAGUUACAAGACGAUCCCGACUCAUGAACAAUACGAAGAAUUGGAGUACAAAACGGAUGUCAAGAAAGAACUCAUCGGCCGCAGUUGA